ACAGAGUUGAUGACAGAGAAAUGGAGAUAAACAUGGAGGUGAGGAAUGAGACAACAAUCCAAGAAUUCAUUCUGGAAGGGUUUCCUGCCAUCCAGUACCUGGGGAACAUCUUCUUCCUGAUGCAUCUGCUGGCAUAUCUGGCCUCUAUCACAGGAAAUAUGGUGAUCAUCAUUAUCACUUGGGCUGACCAUCGCCUCCAGACACCAAUGUAUAUUUUACUCAGCACUUUCUCCUUCUCUGAAUGCUGUUUUAUUACCACAGUUAUUCCUAAACUGCUGUCCAUCUUUCUUUCAGGAAGGCAAACAAUUUCCUUUACUUCUUGUCUCACACAAGCCUUUUCUUUUCUGUUUUUUGGGUCAAUAAUUUUUUUCCUGAUGGCUGUGAUGUCCUUGGAUCGAUACCUGGCCAUUUGCAAACCUCUGCACUACCCGGCCAUCAUGAACCUGAGGGUUAGUUUCCUUCUGGCUUUCUUCUGCAAUGCUUUGUCCUUCAUCUUGAUCACUGGUCUGGUGUUUGAGGUUUCUCAGUUAUCCUUCUGUGGCCCCAAUGUCAUCUCUCAUUUCUUUUGUGACCUCGGCUUCCUGAUUCAUCUCUCUUGUUCUGACACUGGGUCUGUUGAAAUAUAUGUCUUCUUCCUUGCUCUGCUUGUCAUUCUGAUAUCUCUCAUUUUAACCAUCAUUGCAUACAGCAAUAUAGUAGUCACAGUUGUGCGACUUCCGUCAGCCAAGGAGCGACAGAAAGCUUUCUCCACCUGCUCCUCUCACCUCAUCGUCCUCUCUCUGAUGUACGGCAGCUGUGUCUUUAUAUACGUGAAACCAAAGCAAACAAAUAGGCUGGACUCCAACAGGGAGGCUGCCCUUGUGAACACAGUGGUGACCCCACUGUUGAACCCUGUCAUCUACACUCUGCGGAACAAGCAGGUCCACCAGGCUCUGAGGGAUGCUCUGUCCAGGGUGAGGUUGCAGAAACAGAGCUUUGGAGGCCCACAGCAAGCUCUCGAUUUCUUGGAAGAUAAUAGUUGCAAGAGGAGGAAGUCCUGCCUGCCAUGAGGUGACUCCUAUGUGUGACUGGCCUCAGGGACCGUGGUGAUUUGUGGACUUACUGGGGACAACUGGAACAGAAGCAGAAGCUCCUUCAGGCUGGGGGUGAGCACUUCGGUUUCACAAGCAGCACUUUAGGGGAUCUGGCCCACAGUGGGUUAGUGAGAGUGACACAUUCCACACUCCCAGUGUUUAGCCUAUUUUUGAGAUACUAGAGCCAAACACCAUCUUAAGAAAAGUCAUUGAUUGAGAGGACUGAAGAGAGAAGAAUGUUCACUGAGUUUCAUGGAAAAGUCAGUGUAUGUGUGCCAGGUUCCCAGAAUAUCCUCUUAAGUAGGUUAAUCCUGUGACCUACUGUCAGUCCCACCGCCCUCACAGGCCAGCA
Molecule: messenger RNA, 1425 nt
Organism: Lynx canadensis (Canada lynx)
Lineage: Eukaryota; Metazoa; Chordata; Mammalia; Carnivora; Felidae
Product: olfactory receptor 6C74-like
Exons: 2
Coding region: 21-1049 (342 amino acids)
Biological process (GO): G protein-coupled receptor signaling pathway
Cellular component (GO): membrane
Molecular function (GO): G protein-coupled receptor activity; olfactory receptor activity
Source: RefSeq, a predicted model, not a curated record